Ipomoea triloba (trilobed morning glory) is the source of this 1468-nucleotide messenger RNA. RefSeq names its product sugar transporter ERD6-like 6. Gene Ontology annotation, cellular component: membrane. The transcript is spliced from 17 exons. NCBI's taxonomy places the organism in Eukaryota, Viridiplantae, Streptophyta, Magnoliopsida, Solanales, Convolvulaceae. The record is from RefSeq and is a predicted model, not a curated record. Bases 1 to 1455 code for a protein of 484 amino acids. Gene Ontology annotation, molecular function: sugar transmembrane transporter activity. Gene Ontology annotation, biological process: transmembrane transport; carbohydrate transport.
AUGAGUUUCAGAGACGACGCCGUGGAGGAUGGGGCCCGCAAGCCCUUGCUCCACAAAGGAAGCUGGUACCGAAAGGGAUCGAGGCAGGGCAGCAUGUUGGGCUCUACGGCCCAAUUAGUUCGAGACUCCAUUUCCGUUUAUCUCUGCGUCCUCAUCGCCGCUCUCGGCCCAAUUCAAUUCGGCUUCACGUGUGGCUAUUCCAAUCCCACGCAAGAUGAAAUCAUCCAUGAUCUUAAACUCACCAUUUCAGAGUUCUCUAUGUUCGGAUCCUUAGCAAAUGUGGGUGCCAUGGUCGGGGCAAUAGCUAGCGGUCAGAUGUCAGAUUACAUUGGACGAAAAGGGUCACUGACGAUUGCUUCAAUUCCUAAUAUAUUAGGAUGGGCUGCCAUUUCAUUCGCCAGAGAUGCAUCCUUUCUAUAUAUGGGAAGGUUACUGGAAGGUUUUGGUGUGGGGAUUAUUUCUUAUGUGGUGCCUGUCUAUAUUGCAGAGAUAGCACCCCAGAACAUUAGAGGACUUCUUGUAGCCAUUGCCCAGCUCUUUCUAACAGUUGGAAUAAUGCUUGUAUAUCUAUUGGGACUUUUUGUGCCUUGGAGAGUGCUUGCAGUUAUAGGGAUGAUACCAUGCACAGUAUUGAUACCUGGUCUGUUUUUCAUACCGGAAUCUCCUCGUUGGUUGGCCAAAAUGGGGAAGAAUACUGAUUUUGAAACCUCAUUGCAAGUUCUACGAGGAUUUGAUACAGACAUAUCCUCUGAAGUGAAUGAUAUCAAGAAAUCCGUGGCAUCAGCCAGCAAAAGCUCGAGUACUGUUCGAUUUUCUGAGCUUAAGAAAAGGCGAUAUUCUUUACCUUUGAUGAUAGGCAUUGGAUUACUCACACUCCAGCAACUCAGUGGAAUCAAUGGUGUCCUAUUCUAUUCUAGUAAAAUCUUUGCAUCUGCUGGAGUUUCAUCCAGUAAAGCUGCAACAUUUGCGCUUGGGGCUAUUCAGGUCAUUGUCACUGUGAUUGCUACAACAUUGAUGGAAAGGGCAGGCCGUCGGCUGCUACUACUUAUAUCUGCACCAACAAUGGCUGCUGGCAGCAUCCUUGUUUCAGCUGCCUUCUUUUUGAAGGAUUUCUGUCCAGAGCAUUUGCACCAUUACCUUGGAGUAAUGUCAAUGGUUGGAAUACUGAUUUUGGUGAUUGGUUUUGCGCUCGGAUUGGGUGGAGUCCCCUGGAUUAUAAUGUCUGAGAUACUACCCGUGAACGUUAAAAGUCUGGGUGGCAGUGUGGCAACACUGUCCAACUGGUUGGCGGCCUGGAUUGUUACAAUGACUGCCAACUUGCUAAUGGAUUGGAGCAAAGGAGGAACAUUUGCCCUUUACGCUCUAGUGUCUGUUUUCACAGUGGUGUUUGUAAAACUCUGGGUUCCCGAGACCAAAGGAAAGACGCUAGAAGAAAUUCAAGCGUCUUUCAGAUGAUUGAUGGGCUCAG